Molecule: messenger RNA, 4859 nt
Organism: Leucoraja erinaceus (little skate)
Lineage: Eukaryota; Metazoa; Chordata; Chondrichthyes; Rajiformes; Rajidae
Gene: rprma
Product: reprimo, TP53 dependent G2 arrest mediator candidate a
Exons: 1
Coding region: 1705-2034 (109 amino acids)
Source: RefSeq, a predicted model, not a curated record
ACCAGCUCUGUCCUGAGCCUCCUCCACGGUCAGAUGAGGCCACGCACAAAUUGGUGAAGCAGCACUUCAUAUUUUACAACCCAGUGAUAUGUAUGUUGAUUUCUCUAAUUUCAAGUAAUUCCAGCAUUCCCUCCCACCACUCUCCCCCACCAUAGUCAUCCUGCUACUUACACUUUUCGCAUCCUUGUAUCCCUUCGAUACCACCUCUUCCCCAGCCUACAAUGGACCAUUGUGGGCUCCACUCUUCCUUGGUCAUCUGUUGCCAGCCCUGCUUUGUUCUGGCCUUUUCCUCCUCCAGUUCACUCCCCCCUCUACUUUCAGUUCUGACCCAUCCUUUUUCUCCAGAGAUGCUGACUGACCCACUGAGUUACUCCAGCACUUUGUGUCUAUCUUCAACCUAUAUUCAAGGACAGGUGAUGUUAGCACCUGACUGUUUAAACCCAAACCUAGUUCUGCAUAUCAUACAAUGUAAUGUUGUACAUACUUGCAUUGCAUAUUUUAAAAAAUCAACAUGAAACUAAGGGAUAUUUCCAGCUUUAAGAAAUGUAUGAAAGAUAGACACAAAGUACUGAAGUAACUAAACGGGUCAGGCAGCAUCUCUGGAGAAAAGGAAUAGGUGACGUAUUGGGUCAAGACCCUUCUUCAGGCCAAGUCAAGGGAGUGGGAAACUGGAGGUAUGAGGAGGUACAAAGAACAAAAGAAUGGAAGGUGUGAAAAGAACAAAUCAAGGCCAGCAAGGAUAGUCAAGGAAAGGCAGAGCCCACAAUGGUCCAUUGUUGGCCAUGGAAAAAGUGAUAACGAGGGAGUAUGAACAUUGAAACUAAACAGGAUGACGAUGAAACUAGUAGGGGGACUAGGGUGGUGGAGGGACGGUGAGCGAGAGAAUGCAAAGGUUAUUUAAAAUGAGAGCAAUCUAUAUUCAUACUGCUGGGGUGUAAGCUGCGAGAGGAAAUAUGAGACGCUGACCCACCAAUUCGCCUCACUCUGACAGUGGAGGCCCGGGACAGAAAGUUGAGUAUAGGAUUGAAAAGGGGUUAAAGUGUGUGUCUGUGGGUUAAUUUUAAUCGUGGAUAAUAAUUGCACACUUUGCAGUUACAAUUUUCUUUCGAGAAGAUAAGUUAUUUUUUUUAUAAAUACAUAAUCAAUUCCGGAUCUAUCCUCGCAAUCUUCACUUCCUUUUAAAAUUGAAACGGUACAGAUGGAUGGUUUUGCAUUAAGGGAAAAUUAUUCCUGCGGUUGUCAUAAUCAAGGACAGCUAUCAACAGCCAUAACAUGCUACAAUCCUCGUGACUUGGUCUCAUCCGGUCCCAAUCUCAGACGUUGUUUUGUGUUUACACCUCCUGCCCAUUCCCUGGAUUUGGCAGAUAUCUCCCGUCCGGAUAGGGGCGUUCUUUCAUUAUGCUAGAAGCCGGUUCCCUCCUCGACAGAAAUGGUUUCAUCCGGAGCCAGGUAUAAGAAGCAGGGCGAAGCGAACAACGUUCACACUGCCUUCUACUUGGAUCGAGCAAGCUUCGAAGUGGAAAGACAAAAAAAAAACACACACACAAGCAAGCAACGCUUUUUAUUUUGUCCCUCCCUGAAUGAAAGCGGCGGUCUCUGCGCAUUUGGCACUUUCGGAACAUUUGAGUUAAGGCAUUGGUGAAUGAGACGGCUGCAGACACUUGUUGUUCAACAACUCUCAGUCGCUCGAAGUAGUUCACAGCAAUGAAUUCAACGCUGGUGAAUGAGACCGCCAGCCUUGUGUACACGAACCGUAGCGACCCCUUGGAUGCCAUCAUUAGAUGCUGUGGCAACAACUUCUCCUCGGUGGUGACUGGCGAAGGCUUCGUCUUGACCGCUCCGGACGAGAGAAACCUCUAUACCAUGAGAGUGGUCCAGAUCGCAGUGAUGUGCGUCCUGUCUCUCACCGUCGUUUUCGGGAUCUUUUUCCUCGGCUGUAAUCUGCUGAUCAAAUCAGAGGGCAUGAUUAACUUUUUAGUCAAGGAUAGAAGACCUUCCAAAGAGGUGGAAGCCGUCAUGGUCGGUCCAUAUUAACAAGAACCACCGGCAGAAAUAUAUACAUAUAUUAUAACUCAAGGAUGAGGACGUCUGAGGUUGCUGACAGCGACGCUGCCUUGUACUCUGGUACCAAACUAGAGGAUUACAGGGACUUUGAUCAGUAUUUUGAGCUUCGGAAGAGGAAACCAAGCAACCGGGAGCGGACCCGUCAGCGUCUGGUUUAAUAAGAGGACUUUUGGUGAGAAAUAUAAGGGGAAAUGUUGGGCUUUUCUGCUGGCAUUGACUAUAUACACACCCUGUCUGAACCAUUUGCCAAUCCCUUUCUGUGGCCAAAUUUGAUCAACUGAGGAAUGUCCAGGAACCGCUGCACAAGUCGAGGGGAGCAGCUCACUCGCUACUAAAACGACUCUACCGACCGCUAAAGUUGUAGAUAUAAUCGCCUUGUCUAUCGAUAUUUUUGUAAAAUAGUUAUUCCUUUUAUUGGAAUUCGCCGGUGUAUCUUGUCGCUUACAUAUUUUUCCUACAAAGAACAUUCCAAUCCGUUCACCGGCAAAAUCAUAUAAAUGUCCAAGUGUAUUUUCAACGUUGGUUGUAUAAAUUGCAAUUUAAUAGGAAACCUCUAUUUCGGAAGUGUCAGGCUGUCAGUAGGGUCACUGAGCCCAUAGCAUGUAUUCGCACUGGUGACAGAAGACGUCUAUAGCAUUUUGUAUUGCAAAAUAUAAUUAAAACGUAUACAUUUAUUUUGGGGUUGUUAUUCGCUAACUUGAGACGGGUGUUGCGUUGUGUUGAUCGUAGAUAGAAAUGGAAAGUUGGGUCAGCUGCUGGGAAACGCAGUGAAGUAGCAAUCGGUGCUCCCUGGAGCAAUGCUAAUGCUUCAGUGAAGCCUUUCUGAAGCUGAGUAUCUGAACGCGGCGAAGGGAUGAAGACUCGACAGCGAAACUGAGUAACUUUUGAGAUUUUAACCCUUUGUGGAUUCGGAUCAGAAAUUGGGAGUUGCUGUCAUAGUAAAGGGCGACGAGUUCACAGUAAAACUUCGCCCUGGAGAUGUUAAGUAAACAGUCGAGAGUGUUUACGGCUGAAAAGGACACUGCAAGCUGUAAAACGGGACGCCCAAUUGACCAACUCGUGGGUGAGAAUACCAAAACACUUUAUAGUUUGAAGAAGGGUCUCGACCUGAAACGUCACCCAUUUCUUCUAUCAGAGAUGCUGCCCGUCCUACUGAGUUAUUCCAGCAUUUUGUGUCCCUUUUCGGUGUAAACCAGCAUCUGCAGUUCCUGCAUACACACCUUAUAGUUUGUGUUUGUUUCCCUCUGCUGUGGUAUCGCUUUGUAUGAAGGGAGCGGAUAUUUGUUGUUAAUACUGAAUAAAAGAAAAACAAAAUAUAUCAUUUAGAUCGUGGUUGGGCCUGAAUAAUAGAAAAGAUCAGUCUGAAGAAGGGUCCCGGCUCGAGUCGUCACCUAUCCAUAUUCGCCAGAGCUGCUGCCUGACCCGCUUACUUCAGCACUUUGGGUCGAUGUUUUUGUUUGUAAACCAGCAUCUGCAACUCCUUGUUCCCACAGUUUAUCAUUGCCUUCUAUGCGGACAGGAAGGCGUGAAGGGGCGGAGAGAGGGGGUCUCUAGAAGCGGGCUCUCCAAACCUCAUUUGCAAAAUCCAAAUUGCUAUUUCAACAUGUACAGUCCGUAGAUAUGCAUGCAACAAAACAUGGACUCGCGUCUUCCUGGAAAUACUGAUUCAUAAUCUAUUACAUUAUUUGCAUGUAUCACAAAUGCAAUCCUUUUACACACAGAAACACCAAAUAGCGAACACACUUAUUCCAGACAAUUCUUGUAACCAUCAGCAAAAGCUGACUUUAAUAGAAUAAAUGUGUAUCCAUAUCCCAUGUUUUAUUGAAUGGUAAUCGGGAAAUGGUUAGUUUAAUUAGUGAGGACGAUUUAAGUACCGCAGUUACAGUAUUACUUCGUCUCGUGGCAGAGCUGUAUGUUUGACGCCAUGGGUGCACAAACCAGACAAAGAUUUAGGCACACGUUUUGUUUUGAUUGUGGUAUUUUUUCAUGAAUGGAAAUUUAGUUAUUCAUUGGUCGAUGGGAAUAACUCGAGGGACAGGAGGUGGGAUUUGGGCGAAAGAAAACGCUUUCAAUAAAUAGGAGUUGGCCACCCUUUAGACAAACAAUAAUGCCUCGAUCACAAAUGCGAAUAAUCGGAGUAUUUUUACCACUGGGUGAAUUUAACAUCAACAAGAGGGAUUAAAGAUCCGUUUAGUCAACUGGCAACAUUCUAAGAAAUACAAGAGCAUUUAUCCUUGUGAUCUGACCCCGGCAACACCACGAAAUAACAUUGACCGCUUUCUUUAGUGUUUCCAUCAAUUCACGGUGCAAAACAUUGCAACAUGAUUUAUCAUCGGGGGGUGGGGGUUAAUCCAACAAUUGCGACGUGCCCUCAUCUUAAAAUAAGUACAUUGUUUCCUCGUUUCAAUGCAGUUUCUAAAGGAAAGCUUUAAUGUCACCUCCUUUCUCAAUCAGUGGAUGGUGCCUUUUACAAUUUAAAGGAUAUCAGUUCGAGAUAAUAUAUGGCAUGACCUCGUUAGUUUGUCGUUUUGAAUUAAUUAUCGAUUACCAUUCAAUAAAACAUGGAGUAUGGAUACACGUUUAUUCUGUUAAAGUUAGCUUUUGCUGAUGGUUACAAAAAUUGUCUGGAAUAAGUGUGUUUGUGUGGUGGGGGUGAGUAACGGUGUCCCCAAAGUGUGUAGGAAGGAACUGCAGAUGCUGGUUUACACCGAAGUGCGAGAGUAACUCAGCGGAUCAGGCAACAUCUCUGGAAAAAAGGACAAGGUAACGUUUCGGGUUGGAAACCCUUCCUCCGA